CUAAAGAAUGCGCUACAAGUACGUCCUGCUUUUAGCCCUCCUGAGCUGCCUGCUGCUCAUCCAGGAGGGCAGUGGUGCCAGCUCUUCCUCGAGCACUGAGAGUUCGAGUAGCUCCACCGAAAGCUCCUCAGACUCAUCCACCAGCGCGACGUCCUCCUCUGACUCGACAGAAGCGUCCUCCUCUUCUUCCGACUCCACCACCACGACCACGACCACCACCACGACCACGACCACUUCCUCCUCCUCGUCUUCCAGCGCUGCUGCUCGGCGUCGCAGGGCGGCAGCGCGCCGCCGUCGCCGCCGCUUGGCCCGCCAGAGGCGCAGGCGUCAACAGCGCCAACAGCGCCAGCGUCAGAGACGCCGCCGCCAACAACAGCGCAGGAGACAACAACAAAGACGGCGACAGAACCGCCGAGGAUAGGCGAUCCCCAAAAACGGAAACCCCGGGUUUCCCUCCUCUCUGUCUGCAGACGUUCCGUCCGACAAUACUGUUAUACAGCUCCGCAACUUAUUCCAUUAUUUACAAAUAAAGAACAUUGAAAAGGUACUGAUAGAGGGAUUUAAACAAAA
This is a messenger RNA of Drosophila ficusphila, 570 nucleotides long. Its product is annotated as osteocalcin 2-like. Bases 8 to 421 code for a protein of 137 amino acids. NCBI's taxonomy places the organism in Eukaryota, Metazoa, Arthropoda, Insecta, Diptera, Drosophilidae. The record is from RefSeq and is a predicted model, not a curated record. The transcript has a single exon.